Messenger RNA from Camellia sinensis, 573 nucleotides. The record is from RefSeq and is a predicted model, not a curated record. Lineage: Eukaryota; Viridiplantae; Streptophyta; Magnoliopsida; Ericales; Theaceae.
AUGGGGGCUGAUAAAGAACUUAAUUUGUCCUGUCCCUCACCCAUACCCAUAUAUCACACCCACCCUCUUAUUCUCUCUCCAUGCCCUGCCUCCGAUUCCAAACCUUGGCCCUCUGAAAUCAAUUCCUUUCUCGACAACUCAAUCCCCGAAAUGUCCAAAAUCGGAUCCAAUUUCCCAACAACCCAAUUAGACACUUGUGCAAUCUGUUGCCUGACUAAGACCCGAGAGUUCACUCCGAUUGAGGUAAUUCUUGGUGGAUCGAUGAAGAUAUUGAGAGAGACACCAACCUCGGUGAUAAUGAGGUUCAAGGUUGGAAGUGUAGAGCCGGCUCAUCACCACACUUUUGGACAUGAUUUGGUGGUGCUGAAGGGAAGCCAAAGGGUGUGGAUUUUAAGCAAGAAAGAGAAUUACGAUUUGGGUGUUGGUGAUUUCUUGUUCACGCCGGCUGGGGAUGUGCUUUGGGUGAAGUAUUUUGAGGAUACUGAGUUUUUCAUCAAGUGAGGUGGGCAUUAGGAUCUUUUGAUGGAUGAGGAUUUUGAUGCUGCCAAUGCUUCUAUUCAAGAGAAGAUUUAG